UGCAGAUAUCGGACUUAGAAGAAAUCUUGAGAACUUACGUGUAUGUGGUCUUAUCCUGGUGUCAUCGUGCACAACAUAAAAUUGGAAUGACUUUAGACUGGUUCUAAACAGCCUCGGUCAGACUGUAUGUAAAAUAAUGGACAACAUUUGUAUGCUCUUUUUUCUCUGAUUUGUGCAGUGAUUGUAUUGUGGUUUCGCUAUUCUGUAUGCAAAGUUCUUUUUAUGUGCCAAAUUCAAAUCUAGGAUCAUGGAAACCAGAUCGAGUUCAUCAUCAGCUACGACUGAGAAUAUGGAUGUUUUGUCCCAAUUCUUCCGCCGUUCAAUUGGAUUACAGAGUAUAUUACAGAGCAACUUACCAAAAUUCCGAGGGAUGCCACAUCAUGCGGAUGAUAUGUCCUUGUCAGAAUGGCUUGAAGAAUUUAAUGGAGUAACUGCUAACCAAAAUAUGGAAAUGAGUAGCAAAGCUCGACUGUUGCUAGAUCACCUUUCAGGACCAGCACGAGAGGAAAUAAUGUGUCUCAGUGAAUCAAAGAGACAGGAUUUUGAUGAAAUAGUAAGUCGUCUGAAAUUGUGCUUUGGCUAUCAGGAAACCACACAGACCCUCAGUUGUCAGUUUCAUAAUCGCAUACAGAGAGAUGGAGAAUCACUUUGUGACUUCAGCCGUGCCCUGAUUCGCACCUACAACAAGAUGGAAAAAGCUGCCACUACACAAGCUCAAGGAGAAGCUUUAAGCCAGUUGAAAAACAAGACCUUAAGUGAUCAAUUUGUCAAUGGUGCCCGGGAGGCUUGGGUGAGGAGAGAGUUGAGGCGAAUACAGAUGAUGCAUGAAACCAAUGGAUUCGCCAAGAUUCGUGAGGAAGCCCUCAAACUCUUUCAGGAGACUGCCACCACUCAGAGGCCCAGAGUCAGAGAAGCAGAUAUCGAAGUUGGAAGGGCAGUCAUGAAAGAUUCCAUGCUUGUGCAACAGGUAGUAGAACAACAGAAAGCUAUAAUGACGGAGUUGGAGCAUCUUAGGGGAGAAGUAGCCAGACUGAAAGGAGGAAAGCCUCAGAGAAAGAGGACUGAUGGACGAUGCUUCAGCUGUGGUCAUAAGGGACAUCUACGACGUGACUGCCCCAACAUACCUAACGGUUCCCCUGCACAUGAUUAUAAUUACUCUGCUGGCAACUGGCAUCAGGAGAAUCAAAGCUUCCCCACUUGGAGCACGGAAUCAGGUACCAUGCAGAAUCAUGACAGUUUCAAUAGGCCAACAGUCUACCAGUCCUCAUCACAAGGAGCUGCCAGUAUUCCUCACCAACAUAUCGCAUCCCAGCAGGAAAACUAGACCCCUCUGUUGUUGAGGGCCAAACGGCAGAGGACAAUAGAAAGCAAUAUUAUACAGAAGAGCCCAUAGAAGGAACUGCAACCUAUCCACAAACUGAUGUGUCAUUUGGUGGUAAUUCAGAGGAUGUCAAUGAAUCCAGUGUGGCACAAGGCAGACAGACUUCAGUGGCAGAGGUUGUGCCAGCAAUGGAUGAGAUAGUUGACACAGCUGAUUUGAUUUCUGAAAGCCCAGCUGUCAUAGCAGAAGUUGCUGGUGUACCCAUUGGCUGCAUCCUCGACACUGGGGCAGAGGCAUCCAUUAUACCAUCAGACGUGUUUCAUCGACAGUUGGAAGCAGCGGUAGGAGAAGUGAGCCCAUUUAAUAAACCUGUGAAAAUUGUUGGUGUGGGGCCAACUAAAGUACCAGUGGAAGGCUUCAUCCGAACCCAUGUUUCUGUAAACGGUCAAAAAGCUACAAUAGGAUUUCUAAUCGUACAACGAGAGUCAUGCGGGGAAAGACAAAGAGACUUCCCUAUUCUGCUGGGAUGCAA
Molecule: messenger RNA, 1853 nt
Organism: Lytechinus pictus (painted urchin)
Lineage: Eukaryota; Metazoa; Echinodermata; Echinoidea; Temnopleuroida; Toxopneustidae
Exons: 1
Coding region: 248-1324 (358 amino acids)
Molecular function (GO): zinc ion binding; nucleic acid binding
Source: RefSeq, a predicted model, not a curated record